Molecule: messenger RNA, 2431 nt
Organism: Mytilus trossulus (common blue mussel)
Lineage: Eukaryota; Metazoa; Mollusca; Bivalvia; Mytilida; Mytilidae
Exons: 5
Coding region: 178-2256 (692 amino acids)
Source: RefSeq, a predicted model, not a curated record
AUUUUGUACAGACGUGUUGAUGAAUCAACGGAAUAAAAGACUUUAUCUCAGCAGCCUGAAAAAAUAAAACCUCCAGUAGUCACUCCAGUUGAACCACAAGCAUCUCAAGUAGCCAAUAUUUAUCAUGAACAACAGCAAAACCUAUCAAUAGAAAGAGCUCAUAAAGAUAUCAAAUCCAUGAUGGAAAAAUCGAAAGUUGAUUUACAUGACAAAGAGGAGUAUGCCAAGUUGUUAUUAUGGGAUUUUGCUGGAGAUGAAGAAUUUUACCACACACACCAAACAUGUCUGUCCCAAGAUGCAAUUUAUCUUGUUGUAACAAAACUUAAUGAGGCUGAUGACAAAAAUGCACAAGAGAUGUUUCAGUUGUGGAUGAAUUCAAUACAUUGCUACUGUAGACUUGAUGAUCAGGAAAAAAACCCUGGAAGUUUUACUGCUAAAAAAGAUGAAAGUACUGAGACACAGGAAACAAAUAUGCUCGAUCCACCAGUGAUUCUUGUUGGUUCACAUAAAGACAAAGUCAGGCUUUCAAAGGGAGAAAAGAUAGGGAUUGAAUGCAAGAAGCAGAUUCAAAGCUAUGUGAAAGAUGUUUCAGAUGAUGCCUGUGGACAUAUACGAUCUGAAUACUUCAUUUCAAAUACAAAAGAUGAUGAUGUUGUAUUCCAGAGAAUAAAACAGGACAUCUUAAACUUAGCCAGAGGAAUGAAAUCGUGGAAUAAAGAAUAUCCAUUGAAAUUUAUUCAACUGGAAAAAUGUCUUCAAGAGAGGAAGAAAGGGUUAUCAGUUCCAAUUAUAACCUUAAAAGAACUUGAGCAAAUCUCUCUUGAAACACCAAUGCCAAUGAAUGCUGAAGAACUAAUGUUGUUUUUGAAAUUUCACCACGAAAUCAGAGCUAUAGUUUAUUUUGAGGAUCUUCCCGAAUUCAUCAUCCUAGAUACACAAUGGUUGUCUGAUGCAUUUAAAUGUAUAGUUACCGCGGAGAAAUUUCAAUCAGAUGUAAGCAGACAUAGAAUUAAGGAAAAAUUGAAAGAUUUAAAUAUUAGAGGAAUAUUACAUAGUGCGGUUUUAGAUGAUAUCUUUAGAGAUGAAAAAACAAUUUUGUAUAAAUAUGAUCAACAUAAAGAUGAUAUCCUGAAUAUUAUGGAAAAGUUUGAUAUUAUUAUACCUGCAACCAGAGAAGGUGCUGAUGAAAAACCUUGCUACUAUGUUCCUUGCAUGGUCAAAUCAAAACCAGAAUAUGACAUAUAUGAGAUGUUUAAUGUAACCAACAAAACAUGUCAGAAAUCCACCUGGUUAUGUUUCAAGUUCAGGUUUCUACCACCCCAUCUAAUUAAUCAUUUGAUUGCCUCACUGAGUAGGAAGUUUAAAGUGGCAGAGGUGGAUGCAACUGAACAGGAGAAAAGUCCAAUUGCUUUUUUCAGAGGUACUGUUGUCUUUGAAUUACAGAAAGCAACAAAGUUAAGAAAACUAAUUUUAAUGGCAUGUCCGAAUUUUAUUCAAAUUCAGGUUUUGGAAUUUAAAAAAGAAAUUAAAAGAGGUAUGUACAAAUACAUUGCUGCCUUUUUGACAGAGGAAAUAAUCAAGAUAAUAGAUACAAGAUUCAAGAUGUCAAAUGUAAAAUUUGAGAAAAAGUGGAAAUGUGGUCUUAACAAACCAGAGUCUGUUACAGGAUUACAUGACUUUAGUGAAAAACAGAUUAUAGAAUAUCAUUGUGAGAAAUGUAAAGCAAUCCACAGGUUCACUGGUGAAUGGUCAGAUCUACAAAAUGAAUCACUAUGUAUCUCCAAGGAAGAGUUUAAUUUCACAAAAAUGGGAAUGAUUGUGCUAAAUAUUCUAGCUGAUGUUUUAUAUGAUUUACUCAAACAAGAUAAACCCAACCUGCCUCUUAGGAGUGAUUGUGAUAUAACGUAUUUGUACAGUGAGCACAGAUAUAUUAAUAAGCAUAUUCCAAGUAAUUCAAGCAACCGACGAUGUCCCCCUGGACCAUGGGGAGGGAAAUGGCAAGAUAUUCAGAAUACUGACAUAGCUAUUGGAGAUGAUAUUGAACGCAUACGACUUACAAGAAAUGAACUGCAACACUCUAGGACAUUUAAUCUUGAUGAUAAUCGUUAUAUUGAAUUAUGCAAUAUCAUUGGUCAUCUUUUAAAACGGUUUGAUCAAAAUAUCAAACCAGUGAGUCUGUAUACAGAUCGACUGAAUGAAACAUUAGCUAAGACUUGCUCUGAGGAGGAAGUGAUAUCAAUUGAAAAUGAAAUAUAAGAUCUUGUAUCAUGAGGAAGAAAUGAAACUCCAAAUAAAAUGGUUAAUGCUGUUCUACAAGAUGGAUCUACUGAAGCCUGGUGUUGACAAAAGUGACAUUUAUAACCUUAAUUUCUUGUUAAAAAGGCAGUGCAAACAUAUACCAUUUUGAAAGUUUUUGUUUGUUUGUUGUAUU